This is a messenger RNA of Acyrthosiphon pisum (pea aphid), 1269 nucleotides long. RefSeq lists its product as uncharacterized. Gene Ontology annotation, molecular function: DNA binding. The transcript has 2 exons. Gene Ontology annotation, biological process: regulation of transcription by RNA polymerase II. The record is from RefSeq and is a predicted model, not a curated record. The coding region runs from base 339 to 1199 and encodes 286 amino acids. Lineage: Eukaryota; Metazoa; Arthropoda; Insecta; Hemiptera; Aphididae. Gene Ontology annotation, cellular component: transcription regulator complex; nucleus.
UCACUCUGUGUAGUAAGGCCCGGCGCACACCAAUGCAGUGCGGCGGCGGCGAAGUUGCGGCGCUCUGCGCGCAGUGCCGAAUUAAAAAUAGAACACAUGUUAUCUUAUGGGAAUGCCCACACCGAUGCAGUGCGGCGGCGGCGCGUUGGCGGCGCACAUCAUGCGCGCCGCACAAACCAGUCAUUGGCAGUAUUUUCUUGCAGUGCGCGUGCGGUGAAAAUAUUUUAUACUAUACUAAUAAUUGAUUCAUUUAUUAAUUUUCUAUUGAUUAUUCUAUAUCUAUUCAUUUACUAUUGAUAUAUAUUAUAUAUAUUAUAAAAUAUAUUAUAACUAAUAAUAUGGUUGAGCAACAAGACACUAUUGUGACUAUUCAACUAGUACAGGAAAUUGAAAAAUAUGCAUGUUUGUACGAUUAUAAUUUAAAAUCAUAUAGCAACGAUCGGGCAAAAACAGCAGCAUGGAAUGAUGUUUCAAAAACAGUUAAUAUAUCAGUAAGUGAUUGCAAAGAAAAAUGGAGGAAUAUUAGAGGAAGAUACUUAAGGCAAGUUAAAGAACAACCACCAAGUGGAUCUGGAGUCAAACGCAAAAAGAAAGAUUACUAUCUAAGUGAAUACUUACAAUUCAUCGAACCAUUCACCAAAUCAAGACCCCAAACCGGAAAUUUACAAACCCAAGAAAAUGAUAACGAUGGUUCAGAAACUGAAGUUGAUGAUGAAAUUGAUAUUGAUACUUCUAUUACAUGUCAAGAAACUUCUGUACAUAAACCUAAGACAAUAGAUAAAAGUAUAAAAAAAAAAAAUAAUACAUCAUCACUAGAUGAGCUAAAUAAAGUAGCCACUAACUAUUUUACCAAUAAAAAAUUAACAAAGGAAAGAAAUGAAGAACCUGAUGAUCCAGAUAUGAACUUUCUAAAAAGCUUACUACCAGAUAUCAAAGCAUUAAAUCCAAAAGUAAAGAGAACUUUAAAAUAUGACAUAUUAAAACUAGUUAAUGAUGCUAAUGAACAAAUGGAAAUGAGUCAACAAGAACAAAACACAACAAUACAACAAGGCACAUAUCAAACACCCUAUGAAAUUAACCAACCACAAGAUCUCCUACAUCACCACCAAGAAACACAUAAUUCUCCUUAUGGCAUCAACCAAUCCAAGAGUCAACCAUACCAGCAAGAACAACAUGCUCCAUACUGGAGACCAUUAUAAUGUUUUAAAUUUCAGCUAUUUAUUUAAUAGUAUUUCUUUUUAAUUUUGUUUGAUUCUUGUUUAACAUUUC